This is a messenger RNA of Alligator mississippiensis (American alligator), 15259 nucleotides long. It is a transcript of the gene CDH15, whose product is annotated as cadherin 15. The transcript has 16 exons. Gene Ontology annotation, molecular function: calcium ion binding; cadherin binding. The record is from RefSeq and is a predicted model, not a curated record. Bases 12148 to 14523 code for a protein of 791 amino acids. Gene Ontology annotation, biological process: cell morphogenesis; multicellular organism development; adherens junction organization. NCBI's taxonomy places the organism in Eukaryota, Metazoa, Chordata, Crocodylia, Alligatoridae. Gene Ontology annotation, cellular component: adherens junction; plasma membrane; catenin complex.
GGCGGAGGUGCUGGGCCGGCACUGAGUCGCUGCAGACUCUCCCGUGCUGCCCGCCAGGAUCUGAACCAGCAGAGGAGUAGGGAAAGGCGACCGUUCCCAGGGACCAUUUAUGCACCGUUUGCAGGCCUGGGUUUGGUCGAGAAGUUACUGCGUCUCCUUGUCAAGGUCCAUCCCUCCCCUUGGCGGCCUUUGAUGGUCUCCUUAACGGUUGCAUGAUGGAGGUCUGUUUAAAUAGGUGGGUGUGUGUAAAUGCCCCGUGCUGCUCAUCUCACCCUAAUGAGGGGUUGUUGCAUUCGUGGGCCUGGAUCUCUUCCCAAGCUACACGCCCUGUGUACAAGCGCUCAGCUCUGCCCCCCGGUCCGUGGAGUUGGAGCCACUUCAGGGUCGUUACACCGGCAAGCAUUGCACCCGCCAGAGAAAUAGCCAGAGGAGCUGCGACGAGCUGCCCUGGAGGCCUGAGCAAGGAAGAUGGGGCUUGGAGCAGCUCCCCGAGCUCGCUGGGUAGCGUGGAGUACCAGCACGGGGCACACAGCACCGGCCGCCUUCGCGACUCUCGUCCCCAGACAGGCGUUGUGUUAAGCCGCGUUCCAGCACUUGCCUGUUUUGCAGCCCCGGUGCCAGCCCAACGCUUACUGAUGCCGAGAGGAGCCAAGGUUGCAUCAGGCUUUGGUCAGGAGCGAAUUAUGCUUCCACGGAGGCCAUCUCCGCCGCUCUGUCUGUCUGCCGGACCCGGGAUGUGGGGAUGUUUGCUGUCCAAGCCUGCUUCUGAGGACAUCCUCAGUGGAGAUGUGCUCUGGCCCCCCGAGGGUUUUAAACUUGGGGGACUCUGUCACCUGGGGCUUUACCUCUGCAGCUGUCUGUAGUGGUGAUGCCAUGAGCAUGCAUGGAGGUUGCUUCCUAGCGUUCUCCCCAGCUUUGAGAUUGCGGCAAGAGCCCAGAACAAGCGUGCAUUUGGUUUGCUUCAUGUGCUAGAGGAAGCGCAGACGGGGAAGCUGAUGGCAUGGGGUACGGGCGAAAGGCAGGAUUGAGAGCCACGGCUCCCGGGCUCUCUUCCUGAGUCUGCUGCAGGCUCGGGGUGAGAUCUAAGGCAAGCCGCACAUCCACCCUAUAUCUUUCUCCCCCACCUGACCCACGGGACCGUAGCGACCUGGGGCAUUUCAGAGGCUCCCUGUGUGUGCAGCACUUCGAAAGUUUUGGGUGAAAGAAAUUCAGAGGAGGCAGCAAAGUGAAGCUGAUCCCUUCUGCGCCCAGCCCAGAGUCUUUGGAAGCACGGGCGUACGGCAGGCGGGACCAGCCCCUGGCGCUGGUGCGGAAACCUAGCACUCCAAAGAUAUUAAUUACUGUUAAUUAGCAACAAUUUGUGCCGAUAACCUCCGGAGCAGCCUCUGCCUCCCCAAGAUGGCUGGCAGAAGCGAUGAAAGCUCUUCAUUUCCAAGCCAUAAAUCACGCUAGAGUUGCCUCUGUUAUUUAGCCUAUCAUUUAGCAUUUCAUUAAAUAGAUAUGGGCGCAUACAUCAUCAUUGGCACGGCCGUGUCAUCCCCCUGCUUUAAUCGAGUCCAUCAGCACAGCGCCCUGUAGAAACCCUCUGUGCACCCUGUGCACCAGGCUAGCAUCUCUCAGCGAUCGGCCCAGGUCUGCGCAUUAGUUGGUCUGUUGUGACGGUCCCUCUUGUAUGACCAGGGCUCAGCCCCUGAGCUGCUGCAGGGAGCUUUGGUCUCGCUCAGAGACUGACGCUGGGCUCCGGGCCGGCAAACAGCAGCCGUGCUCAAAGGAGCGAGCGUCGUUCUGGUUCUGUGCAACCCCCGUCUAGUCGCUGCAUCUCUGCAACUCAUCCUCCUCCUCUUUAAAUUGGGGAGAAGGGUGCUUUAUCUCACGGGAGCAUUGUGAGAGGUCUGCUAUCAGAUGCUGGGGGCCCAUGGGAACUCCUGGUAGGAUCUGAAGCCGAAGUGAAACUGGUUUCAGCUGGGCAAAGCUGCAGUGGGAUCAAUGGGAGCUCAGACUACAUGGUAGGACGUGGGGGGAGCUGAAGAACCAGCUCUGGCCCCACCUGAUUGGAGUGCCGGCACCUCUUGACUUCUGUGAGCUUCGACGAGGAGUACGCGGUGGCCACGGUCCAGCUCUGCUUUUCAGAAAUGCUGCUGCCAGGGAUGAAGGAGGAGAACCAGGCACGGAGGAGGUGAUGGAAACUUGCCCCCUCCCGGCCCUUGUACCCAAUGCGCUGGCACCCCAUGGGCAAGGGCAGGGCUAUGGGAAGGAAGGAGCUCGGCCGCGGCCCCGGUGGCACCUGCUCAGUGAAUGGCUCCGUGGCAUCAGCCCAAAUAGGCACUAUUCCCCAGUGCCAGAAAACACAGGGAGCAGCUAGAAAGAAAGGAGCCAAGCCGGAAACUAGCCACCGGUGCAGCACCUCCGUCCUGCAGCUGCAGAGCCUGGAAGCGAGCUCCUGGCUUCGUGCAGAGGCUGCGAGCUCUGGGAGCAAGGCUCGUAGGCUGGGCUGAGUCGGAAGCAGUCGUGCUGGUGUCUGCAGUCCCGCCGGACGUCCCCGGCUUUCCCCAGCAGCCAGCGGGUGAAACUGGGAGCGUGUCAACGGCCAACAGGUUCCCGACGCCGUGGCGGUCCGACGUGCGGAGAUUUAUGGGCGCUGACACCUGCCCUUGUGCUUUAGAGAGGUCACCUCUGCCUGCCAUUGAUUUUAAUUUAGGCAGGAGGAUUUAUGUGCUCUUUAAACAGAAGUGUGUGCAGGGGGAGCGAAGCUAUUAACCGUGCUGUGCUGGAAUGAGCCGGGGCACGCGAAUCCUGGUGAAGACACCCGUGCAGCGGUCAGCCCGGGGCAAACCCGGGGCUUUCGCGACCCCCAGAGAUCUACUGUCUGGAGCACGAGGGUGAAGAGAGAGGCCUGCUGUCUAAUGCGGCUCUGCUCCGGGCCGCUUGCUUUAUGUUCGGAGCAAACUGGCUACUGAAAGCGUGGCUGCCCUUGCUGGCACAACGCAGCAUCUUCCAGGCAGCCCUGCCCUGUGCUCCCCACUGCUCUGCCAGGCUUCGACUGCCGUCCCCCUUGCUGGCACCCCUCCCUGCUGACCUACAGCAUCACCGGCCCCACCUCUUGCAUGUUGCUGUGAAUACAUCUCCUUCUCCUGGUAACUCCCGUUCUCCCGGUCCUGGCUUUAUCGGAGCAGAAACUGAACUUAUUCUGAGCUGCGCUGUUUUAUCCAUCUCUGGUAACCAGCCAAGGGAAGCCGGUACCAAGCAGGGCAGAAAGCAAAACAGCAGAUGGGGUAUGGAGCAGAAAGCAGAGCAGCAGAUCGGGCAGGGGAAGCGGGUCAAGGUGGUGCUCAGGGAAGCUAAUUUGCAACCCCCACUGAUAGCACGUGGUGCAGCCGCAUCGUGGAGCUUCCAGCACCUCGGACGACGGACACGGGACUCGCGUGUAAGUCACGGUUAAGGACUUUCCUGUUGUGCGUGGGCCGGGGCUGGGGAGCUGGCAUGGGAAACAGCCCCGCGCAUGCUGUCUGCAUGCAGCCAGCGCCCUCCCUUUCCCAGGGCGCCAUAAAUAAAUCCCCCUAGUCCAUCCGAGCCCACUGUAUCAAUCUUGUUUAAUAGACUGGAAAGCUUAUUGCAUGGCAGCAGGUCACGAGGAGUGUCGAGGUGAUGGAUUGUGCCUUCCCGAAGUCGAGCGCCGUUGAUGUAUAAUGAAAUAUUUAUGAUUUAUUCCAGCUAAUAAACUGGAAUGAAGUGUGUGAUGUAUGGGAGCAGAUGGGGGAACUGUCGAUGCCGCUUUCACUGUGCACGGGAUGGUGGGGGGAGGAGGGGGUGUGCCCAGGGCACGCUUGUGCUGGCACACACAUGCCCCUCCGUGCCCCUUCCUGCCAUGACCUGCAUGCUCGUGGGAGGACAGAUGAUCAGAAAGCCCUUAACUCUUUCCCUCUUGCAAUCCGUCACCCCACUUGCCCUCCUCCACGUGCCCCACAGAGCAGCAAACCUGCGACAGUAGCAAGGUCUGCAGAGCGGGGUUUUCCUCCCCUGGUGCUUCUGCAGCAGCUCAUUGUGCGAGUGUCCCAUGCAUAGGAUCUCUGUUGCCCUUGCAAAGCUUCCUCUUCUGCUGUGGAGGGCUGACUUCUUGCCGGAAGUGUACGGUGCAUGGGCUGGCAUGCUGCGUGCCCCGCUUUCCCUGGGCUGUCUGGGCAGCCUUCUUUGCACUUGGGAAACAGGGCAAAAGGAGGACUAGUGUAGAAAGGGAGAAUUUGGGAGUUUCUGGCCUCCCCAUCUUGCGACUCAAGAGCAGCGGGGCCAUCCAGGCAGGGGCAAAGCAGGGCAUUUAAGCAGGAGAAGCAAGCACCAUGGGGGUUUCCACUACGGCCAUGCACCAAGCGGGUCACUUGAGUGGGGAUCCAGCCAUGGCUGCACACAGGUGCCUGGCCCCCUUCUAGUGCUCGCACGCACAAGUGCCUGCACCCAAUAUGUGCACACAAGCGUUUGCAAUCAUCUGGCCCCAAGGCCUAGAUUCUUUGGUGCACCUUGUCCUUCCAGGCUGGUCUGGUGCCAGGGUCAGAGCCCAGGGGUGCCCAGCUGUUGGCCACACACUCAAGCCAGUGCUAAGCAGUGCCUAGGGUGGCCAGGGAGUGGGCUGCACCCAUGAGACAGCCAGGCCUGGGGAUGGCCACCGAAGAGCCUGCAACCACACGCUGGAGCAGGACGCACAGGAGUUAACAGGAUAAAGCCACCGCUGCCAGGGCUCCCUGCCUAGCCUCCUGUCCAUGCCCCUGUGCCGGGGAAGAGGGAGGGAGAGACGGCUCUGCCAUGCACGGGAGCUGUCCUGCCAGCUGUUCCUUUCUCUGCCUAAUUAGCUCCCCUCUGCAAAGCACUUUGAGGUCCUCAGAUGAAAGGUGCCGGAGAAGGACGGUGCAUUAUUACUUCUGACGGCCUCCCACGCCUGGUCCCGGCGGCUUUGGACCCGGGACGCCGGCUGGCCCUCCAGUGCGCUCCUUUGAAGAGCGCUGAGCUCUCCCGGCCUGCUGUUUGCAAAGGCAUGCGGCAGGGAAGACCUCUCCUCCUGUCUGUGCCAGGGUAAGGGCUGGCGUGGGAGCUUUAUUUUGCCUCCACGCAGCUGGCACGUGCGGCAGCCGUGUCUCGCUGCCCCUUCAAAUCAAACAUUUCAGCGGAGGGAGGCCAUACCUGCAUCCAGCCAUAUGGGGUGGAGAUGUCCAUCAGUGCAGCCACUGGGAUGGAGACAGGGACAGGGCGAGUGGGAGGAUCUGCCUUUCCAGCUGAGCUAUUCUUGCGGCUGUACUUUAGGUGAAGGCAGGCCAUUUGCACCAGCACUACCGAGGAGACCCAAACAUAGGUCAGAUGAAUGGCAAAGGUGAAGCUUCUGCUGUAGUGUAGUCCGCGGCAGAUGUGAGGGCCGCUUGGAAACCACGGGGCCGGCAGGUCAAAGGAAUUGCAACCCAGGCAUGGCUAACCCAAGUAUGAGGCCAACAACCCUGGGUUUCCGAGCCCUGGGUGGGCAGCGGGGUGCAUCUGCGUUGUAGUGCGCUGGAGCAGCAAGCCCUACGGUAGGAGGGCUGUCGAGAGGUCAGCGUGUUGGAUGACCACGUACAGGGCCGUAUAUUCUGCGGUCGCUGUUCCCUUCUGUGACGUGCCGGGGACAGGGCCCUGCAAGGAUCGCGGCAAGGGGAGAAAUACGCCUUAGAAGCAAAGAGUCUAACAAACCGUCCCCGUCACCUCCGCGGUCCGUCCGCGAGACUCCGCUUUGUUCUUUGGAGACUUUGCGUGCAAACUGCUACGCAGGUGCUUUAAAAAUCCUGCCCAAUCCCCCUCUGCAGGGAACAGGAGGGGGGAGAAGGAAGCACCUCGGUUUGCGAGUCACCUCGGCACGAAGCCGGAGCCCGCGCGGGUCCUGCGGCUCGCGGCAGGAGCGAGCUCACAGAACAGCACGAAGACCCGCUGAGAGGACCCUCGAGCGCUUGGGGAGGCAGGGAAGGGGAUUAAAAUAGCUGCCUCCUGGCUGACAAGCAGCAUAUGUUUGCAUCCGUCAAAGGGGUCGGGCCUUGGAGACGACCCCGCGCCGUGCGAGGCAGCAUCCUCCAUCUAAUUAGGUCUGGCAAUGCUGUCAGGAGCGCGCGGAGGCCGAGCCCUUGGGUCCGGAGCUGCCUGCAGGUCGCAGCACCACUUGCUCUCAGGACGCUGCUAGUGCAACAAGGAGACCUAGUGUGAAGCUGGGCUCGCGGUCCUCUUGGCUGAGUCCUGACCCUUUAGCUCACCAGGCUCAGUUCAGCACCGUCUUUUUCCCUAAAAAUUGUGCCUGCUGCCUGACCAGCAGAGAACGAGAUCCCCACAGCCCACGCUGUCUCUCGCCAUGCCCCAGGCUGGGAGAGUACAAAGGCAGGGAGGUUUUGCCUGCAGGUGCUUUUGUGUUGCUGCUGUGCAAAGUGAACAGCAUGCUGCCUGGUUUUCAGGGGCUGGGCUGGGCCGGGAGACGGCGAGGGGCACUUUGACUGGGAUGUGUGCGAUGAUUAUGUAGUCGUCUGGUUUGUUUGCAUGUUAUAUAUUGAAAGCGGGGCUGUUUCGGGGUGUUUUAGGUUCUGGUGGGAUAAAGGUUAGUGGCUGGAUUGCAGAGGGGCUGGGUGCAGCCUGGAUGGCGCUGGAAGGCCCUUUCCAGAGAUCCCUGCCUCUUUCUAGACGUUGCAGGAGGAGCCAGAGGGUGCACGUGCCCACCUGCGUGCCUUGCUGGUGGGAAGGUGGAGACGGAGGGAGCCGGCCACAUGGGCAUGGCACCGGGAAGGGCUGAAGUGGUGGGGCAGAGGCUGCGGAGAAGAUGAGAUCUCCAGGGCCGAGGAGGAAGUUUGCUGCAGAGACCGUGACGAUUCCUAUCAGCCAGUGAUUGGGAAGUAAGCACCAGGCAGAGGUGGGAGCAAAAAGUUAGGAGAUAAUGUUUUAAACCUUUAUGUUCUGCCUUCCCCCGCUGUACUGGAGGGUUUUCCCCUACGGAUGAAAGUUGGGUGGGAGAGGAUUAUCCUUGAAUUUAGCUGUCCUGUGAUCGGGGGUCUCACGUGGCUGGGAGUUUGCACCUCACGCACUUAGGGUCCCGUCACAACAUGUCACCCUAACAGAGACACGCUCGGAGUCGCCCCCAUGGCCCGUCCUCUGAUCCGCUGGACAUGCCUGGUUCACAAAGCGGGCGUUCGGUCCACUGGAUCGCUUGCUCCUAGCAAACAGAGGCUGUGUCGAAGCCGUGCUGGUGUCUGCUUCCUAGAGCAGCAAAUGCAGAAGCAAAUGUAUAGCAGUAAGACAGAGGUGGGGAAAGGAGCUGCCAGAAGCCAAGCUGGAGUUCGCGGCCCUGCACAGUGAUCCGGUGCCCUUCGCUGCGUGUACGCCGGCGUCCUGCUCUCAGCACCGCCGGUGCGAGUUCCCACCGGGGGCAUUAAGCAGGAUUGGCCUCAACCAGAUCAUCCCAGCCAGGGCUUUGUUGAGCCGGGUCUUAAAAACCUCCAAGGAUGGAGCUUCUGCCACCUCGCUGGGUAACCCGUUCCAGUGUUUUACUACCUUCCUAGUGAGAAAGGUUUUAUCUGAUAUCCAACCUAAACCUCCCUUGUAUAAUAGAAGCAGCGCGGGGUGCUUUACUGGACUGACGUGGCUGUGAGGCCGGUUGCAUCUACAGGAAUACAGGGCUGGGCUCCCUGCGGGCUGCAGAGCCACACACCAGACUGCCUGUCUCUCCGAUAACGCACCUCACUAGGCAGGGCGUGCAGAGGAAGGCAGGAUCGGGACCGGGAGUGAUGCGUGCAUAGCCAAGACCGAGGCUGGGUCUCCACAUGAGCCGUGCAUGUGGCUUCGUGCACCCGGUGAGGCCGGGGCUAUUAUUUAUUUGCAUUGCAGCAGCACCCCAGCUGAGAUGGGGCCUCGGGGUGCUGGGCACCGUGUGUAGGAGGCAGACCCUGCCCUGAGGAGCUGCAGCCAGGGGGAAGGAUGGGUGAGAGGCUCUUCUCCCUGCUGUAUACAUGCGGACGGGGGCACCCGGGGAGUCUGCGGCAGGGUCUGUCGAGAUCCACGUCCCCGCCGUAGAGGGGUGGGCUCGUUGCUCCCUUGCUCUCCGUGCUCAUGAGAAGCGCGACCCCUUGGACAGCAGCGCUCAUGGGGGGUACCACAGGGGAGCCGCCGGCUUGAACCCUGCGGUCUCCCUUCCUCUAGCAUCUGCAUUUCCCCCCUAGGCUGACGGAGAGGAUGCGUCCCAUCCUCCUGUGACCCGAGGUGGAAGCAGUGGGCCGCAGCGCCGUGCUAUGGGGGGUCCGGCUGGACCCGCAGCUUGGGUUUCACGAUCUGCUGGAGUUGAAGCGACGGACUCAUCGGGGAAGGGAGGAUGCCGUGUCUCGAGACGGUGGCAAGGCGCAGAAAAUCCGAGUUGGAAGGGACCUCGGGAGGCCAGACGCCAAUUCAGCAGGGGCAGCGCGUGGGAGGAAGGUCGUUAAGUAGCACCCCCCAGCCUAGACAUCCUGGAAGCUGCCUGUGCCAUGUGCUGCAACGCCUGGCUUGCCAGCAACCUCCAUUUGUCAGGCUGGUAGCAGAUGGCACGGGGCAGAGGGUAAUGCGCCUGGCCUCCGCGGGCCAGGCAGAGCGACGUGCACAGCAGGCUUGGUCCUGUCAGCAAGGGAAGUGACAGGAGGGCUCGGGGUCGGGAGAGGAAGAGCCGCAUGGAGCCGGGGAGGUGCUGCGGGCUGGGGGUGAAGGAUGUCCGUGUUGCGGGCGCGGGGCUGGUGCCCGCGGGGCAGGAGAGAUGCAGAGCAGGGAGAUUCCAGCUGAACCCCCCCCCACCACCCCUAAACACAUGCAUAUUUCUAAGAUGACUCUUCCUCCUUCCUGUCACUGCUCGCGGAAGAGCUGGGAAGGCAGCAGAGGCAGCUGCCUGAGAAGAGAAGCGUCUUUGGAGGAAGCAGAUGCUUGCGGAGACCUCUGAACGCAGGUCGGGCAAUAGCAGCCAGGGCCGGACAAGGCUGAACUCCUGCAGGCAGCUGCAGCAUCAGGGAGAGCACAAGUACUUGCCCGGUCGACAGGAGCAUCGGACCAAAGCCUCCAUGGGCCUGCCUUGCCAGGGUUUUGUGCACAGGGGGUGAUGCCAAGGCGAGUCUGCCCCAGGGAAGAUCCCCUGCCAGGCACCGCAGCUCUGGGGCACCAACCUUUUAGAGCAAGGCGGCAGGCUAGGGCUUGCAUUGGUCUUGGCCUGACGCUGAGGAAGGUGAGAUGCCAUGAGCAGAUGCUACACAGACUCUGAAGGACCCCCCCAAAUGCAGCACACAAGAAAGCUGCGUUGCAAAAGGCACCAUCUCCCUGCUCUCCAGGCUCCUUGCUCCACUUCAGGGUACCAGCAGCAGCUUGCUUUCGUUUAGCACCCAGAGCUCUGCUCCGUGAUGCCAGGGGUGGAGAGGGUCAAGUUCAAGCAAAGGAAGAGCUGUGCAUUCAAUUUUUUCCCACUUUGGAAAGACAUAGGAAGGGGAAGGAGAGGUCCGGAGCCUGGGGAUGCAGGACACUAGCACUGCUGUGUGAGGAGCAGAUGCACGCACGCACAGUGAUAAGGAGCAGAGAAGCACUGCGCUGUAACCCCUGGAUGAAUACCGUCCGUCCACGCUGAAUCUCGGCGUUGUUCACGUCAGCGUACGUACCCAUCAGUAAUGACAUCCCUGUGAACGUGCUGUGUGUCAAGGCCCUUCAUCUGCUAUGGGACAUUUCAACCAGGGCUCAGACAAGUCUCCAGCCCGAUCCAUUUGGUGCAUGCAACCCCUCCUCGCUGGACAAGCAUCAUAAACCCAGCCGGUGGGGCGUAAAGUGUGUUAGCCCCAGCUUGCUGAAUAGAGGUUUCUUGCUGAAUAGAGGCUUGCUGAAUCUGGAUUCCCUCUCCUUCCUGCCUGUGUUUUAGGACCGAGCAGCCGCCAGUUGCUGGCUGAAAGCGCCCGGUUCUCCAACCCCAACCCCGGCUUCUGGAGCCACGUUUUAAUUAAUGCUCGGCUCUGCGUUUCCAUGUCAGCAUCGCACGCUGCGCUGAUACCCAGAUAGCAGAAGGUCAUUUAUCAUCUCGGUCGUGAAUUCCUUUCAGCUGCUAAAUAUCAGGAGAGUCCCAGCUUCGAAAACUCCCACGCUGAAAUAUUCCAGGCAGGCCUUGCAAUACACGGGCGUGCUUUGCUGCUUGUCUGAGACAAGCCAAAACCAAGGCAAGCUGAUCAGGGAAUAAUUCAAUCCCCUGGCCGGCUCGAGAGGUGAGUCCCUGUGCCUCGUGGCAGGAAGAAACCCGACUCAGGGGAAGGGCACCUGCUGCUGGAAGGGAUUUAAGUCCUGCUUCUGGCUGCUCUCUGCAGAGGAGAAGGGGCAGGCGUGUGAUGCUCAAAUGCACCUGGGUAGCAGAGCGAGGGGCCUGUUGGCUGUCCUCAAGGAAGGCCAUCGUGCAAGACUUUGCACACUGAAAUGCACCUGUGCAAGCGAGGGAGUGAAUCCAAGUGCUCCCAUGAGAGUAAGCACCCAGCAUACUGUCCUUCAUGGCUGUACUGGACCGUGCCCUGCCUUGGGCCAUGGGACACGAGAGCCAGCUCUGGACAGGUGGAGGACGCAGAGAUGCCCUCUGCAUGCAGCUGGCACUACUGAGCCCCACGGCUGCGUAUCGCACCUGGCCGAGCACAUCCUGGAAGCCCUUUGGGAGCUGUCCUGCGAGCUAGGCCUGCCUGCUUCCCACCGCCCUGCACCGAACCGAGGACAUUCAGUACAAAACCCAAAGGCUGCAGCGUGCUGCAGAAGAGACCGAGGGCCCUGCCUGUGCCCGAAGCCCCCGCGGCGGCAGGGAAUGCAUCAGGCAGCAUAUGCCCAGGCCUCCCGGUAUCCUGCUAUAGAGGAUAGCAGAGGACAAAAUCCUUCACCAGCUCCUUGCAGAACCAGACUGGACCAGCCCCCAGGCAGAGACUGGGCCUGAUACCGCGAUGCCUCCAGCUCUCUGCUUGCAGGACCGCGGCGCUAAUUCACGCAUCUCGUGCCGUCGCUGAACGCUCCCGCUCGAUGCUGCCCAGUACCUGUCUCACCGCGGCGUUAGAGCAACACCGCAACGAGGCCCCGUCAGUGAGACCUCGGCAGGGACCGGAGCUCACAACGGGGCUGCAUAUCACUGAGACAGGAAGGCAGAUUGACAUGCAGGUUAAAGCUAAGAGCCCCCCCGGCGCUCCUCGCCAGCGUCUGAAAUUGGAAUCAGAAGUCCUGAGACCCCCCUCGCCCCGAGGUUGGCGAAGGCUCUAUUAGCAGGAUGUGACUAAUCAUCUUAAGUAGCUAUCAAAGUGCAACAGCUUGUUAAGCAUUUAGCCAGGUUGUGCCGACGCGACCUCUGCCUCAAUCUUCCCGGCCGCCAGCGCCAGCGGCUAAUUACUGGCUCGCACCUGCCACGCUCGCUUUCUGCCUUCCUCCCUGUCACCAGACCCCGCGGAAAAGACGGGUCUGAUUGUGCAAAGCCCGCUCCCUUCUCUUCCUCCUCACAAAGCCGGGUUGCAAGGUGUGACGCGUGUAGCCGAAGUCUCCCAGGCCUGUUCCCGCGGAUGUGGCGAGCGGGAAGCAUUUGAAGGCGGCGUCACUGUCGGCAGGGCACGUUCACACACGUGUGCCCCUGUUAGCUAGUGUGGAUGCUGCUGGGAGAAGAGUCAGGGGUGACUCACAGAGGCAGGGGGCUUGCUAACCCAACCGGGCCUGGGGGAGGUAGGAGGAAUCAAGGUCAUGGGCUGCACUGCCGUGAUGGAGCAGCGCUGGGAACAGCCCAGCGGUGGAGAAGGGCUGGGUGGACCCUCCUCCUUUGCCCCAGCUCAUUGCCAAUAAAUGCAAGAAAGGGCCUGCUGCAUGCAAGCAUCCUGCUUGAGGUCCCGCAGCAGCAGGGAGAGGGCUGGCUCACAUUUCUGUGACCUUCACGUUCAAGGAGGUUUGCUCUUCGGGAGGCAGGAGGUGCAGCAGGGCUAGCCAGCCUGCUCUAGGGGAUACGGCAGCCUACAAGGACGGCACCUACUGGAUCAGGGGCCGGACCUCGGUGGACAUCAUCAAAAGCGGCGGCUACAAAAUUAGCGCCCUGGACGUCGAACGUCACCUGCUAGCCCACCCUGGCAUUGCAGACGUAGCUGUGAUCGGUGCCCCCGACGCGACAUGGGGCCAGCGGGUCAGCGCCGUGGUGGAGCUGCACGACGGGGAGGAACUGUCUCUCGAGGCUUUGAAGAACUGGGCACGGGCCCCGACCCAUCCGGUGCAGCACCCGCGGCCCCGGUCCUGCGCCCGUGGAGGCCGGAGGGGCCCCGGCGAGUGAAGCGGGCCUGGGUGAUCCCCCCCAUCAGCGUCUCCGAGAACCACAAGCGCAUCCCCCACCUCCUGGUGCAGAUCAAGUCGGACAAGCAGCAGCCUGGGGGCGUCAUCUACAGCAUCAAGGGGCCGGGCGUGGACGAGGAGCCGCUGGGCAUCUUCUCCAUCGACAAGCUCAGCGGGAAGGUCUUCCUCAACACCGUGCUGGACCGGGAGCAGAACGAGCGCUUCCGCCUGAAGGCCUACGCGCUGGACCUGGGGGGCAAGACGCUGGAGGACCCCACUGACCUGGAGAUCAUCGUGGUGGACCAGAACGACAACCGGCCCCUCUUCCGGCAGGAGGUGUUCACGGGGCACGUGAUGGAGGGCGCUGAGCCAGGUACCCUGGUGAUGACGGCAGAGGCCACGGAUGCCGACGACCCCAACACGGACAACGCGGUGCUGCGGUUCUCCAUCCUGGAGCCGGCCACCGGUGCCUUCCACAUCAACGAGACCACGGGCGAGAUCCGCACCGCCCAGGCCGGGCUGGACCGAGAGGCAGUGGCCGUGUACAACCUGACGCUCCAAGUAGCCGACAUGUCCGGGGACGGCCUCACCACCACGGCCGCCGCGGUCAUCCACGUGGACGACAUCAACGACAACCCGCCCGAGUUCACGGAGGACGAGUUCUCCCUGGAGGUGGCGGAGGGCGCGCGGGGGGCCGAGGUGGGCCGCGUGCUGGUGCACGACAAGGACCUGCCCGGCUCCCCCAACUGGCUGGCGCACUUCACCAUCCUGGAGGGCGACCCCGAGGGCGUCUUCGCCAUCCGCACCGACCCCCGCACCAACGAUGGCGUCCUCUCCACCGCCAAGGCGCUGGACCACGAAGUCCGGGACCGCUUCGAGCUCACGGUCUCGGUGCAGAACCAGCAGGUGCUGGACCCCACGGCCCCGCAGAGCGCCCGGGCCCUGGCCACAGUGCACGUGCACGUGCGAGACGUCAACGAGGCGCCCGUCUUCCCGGAGAACCCGCGCUUGGUGAGCGUGGCUGAGGGGGCGCCGCCUGGCACCGAGGUCACCGUGUACCGCGCCAGCGACCCCGACAUCCGCCAGCCCCAGGCCCUCAGCUACUCCCUGGCCUACGACCCAGCAGCCUGGCUGCGGGUGGAGCCGGGCUCCGGGCGGGUGCUGACCACGCGGGAGCUGCCACGGCUCUCAGCUUUCCUGCAGGGAGGCCUCUACACGGCCCUCGUCCUGGCCAGCGACGAUGGCGAGCCCCCGCUCACAGCCACGGGGACCCUCUCCAUCGAGAUCUGGGAGGUCAACGACCACGCGCCCGUCCUGACCCUGCUGGCGGGCAUCGUGUGCAGCCAGCCGGGCCGGGGCCGGCCCCUGCUGCUCAGUGCUACCGACGAGGACCUGUCACCCCACGCCGAGCCCUUCAACUUCAGCCUGGGCCACGGAGACCCCCAGCUCGCCCGCAACUGGACCCUCGGCCGCGUCAACAAGACCCACGCGGCGCUGAGGCUGCUGGCGGAGGUGCCCGAGGGGCUCUACGUGCUGCCCGUGCUGGUCCGCGACUCGGGGAUACCGCCGCAGGAGCGGAAGCAGGCGCUCAACGUGUCCGUGUGCCUCUGCGGGGACGGCGGCGCCUGCUGGGAUGGGACGACGGCCGCCUCCGCGGUGGGUGCCGGCCUCAGCUUCGAGGCCCUCAUGAUCGUCCUGGGCACCAUCAUCCUGCUGCUGCUGCUGGUCCUGCUGGCAGCCGUCGGGGAGCGGUGCCGGCGGCGCGCGCUGCGCAAGGGGCUGCUGGCCGGGUCGCAGGACGACCUGCGGGACAACAUCCUCAACUACGACGAGCAGGGCGGCGGCGAGGAGGACCAGAACGCCUAUGACCUCAACCAGCUGCGCCACCCCGAGCUGUUCCCGCCGCCGUCGCCGCGGGGCAAGCAGCCGCUCCGCAGGGACGCGCCGUACAGCUAUGGCUCCCCGCCGUACCCUCGGCGCCUGCCCGCUGGCCCCUCUGACAUCGAGGACUUCAUCAACGAGGGGCUGGACGCGGCCGACAGCGACCCCAGCGUGCCUCCCUACGACACGGCUCUCAUCUAUGACUACGAGGGCUCAGGCUCCGUGGCCGGGACGCUCAGCUCCAUCAUCUCCAGCCUGGAGGACGGCGACCAGGACUACGACUACCUCAACGAGUGGGGCCCGCGCUUCCGGCGCCUGGCAGACCUGUACGGGCAGUAGGGGCGGCCGGGGCGCUGCGCCUGGCUGCACCGCUCCAGCGUCCAGCAUGGGCGCCUGCGGCACAGGGGGACUUUGCUUUCAGCGACACACGUGCACUAGGGUUUUCCCAGCUUUUAACCCUAAACCUGCAAGUUUUUGCACAGGGGAGAAGACCCCCAAACCCCUGUCGCACGGGACAGCGGCCCCCUGCCCUGGCCUAGCCCCCCAGCCCGGCUGGGAGAAAGCACCGGUGCAGCGCAGCGGAGGCUCAGGCCAGGUCCCAGCUCCUGGCUCCAGCCCGGGGCCCAUGGAGCAAUAUAGGGCAGGGCGCUUCCUUGCAGAGGCAGAGCAAGGGGGAGGGAAGGGGAUCAUUUACCCGUGGCAGAGGGACAUCGAGGCUGGACUUUUGCAGCAGCGAUGGAGCCAGCCUUGGGAGCGUCGGCCAGACCCUGAGAGCACAGAAGCCGAGGCAGGAGCCCAGACAGCAGCCGAGCAAGCAGCACCAGGCUGGGGGCAGCAGGAGAGGACAAGGGCCCAGGCAGGCACCAGCCAGCAAGGGGCACCACUAGGGCAGGGAAGGGGACCUGGAGCCCGGAGAGAGGAGCCAAGACCACCGCAGGCAGCCCUAGCCCCGGGGGGGCAGGCCGAGGGGGUGAGGACCGCAUCUGUGCACCCAGGGCAGGGGAAGGUCCCUGGUGGCUGGGAGCCAGGACGGCCUGGGAGAAAUAAAGCAGAGCCAAGCCCGGGCUAGAAACAA